AUGACCUGCCUGUUUUUGACUGAAAUGGUCAUACAGAAGGAAGUCAGUCUGAAAUAUUGCUGGCCAUGGCUCUUUGAUAGGCAUUUUGAUUCUGCCGUAGAAAUUAUCCUUGAAUCGGAAAAAAAAAUCCCCAACCCAGCGUCCAGUCACUCAACACUCCAUCUUUGUGAAGAGCUGGUUCCGAAUUCUGGGUCGCUUUUUGGAAAAAAUAUCUGUUAUGGUAAAACGUGCUGCUUCUGUGGUCUCAAGUCUCUACUGGAAUUGGAUAGAGAUGGUGAAUUUCAGUCAGAGCCCUCUCCUGAAAGCCAUCAGCCCUGCACCUCCAUCUUCCCUCCUCCCAUGAGUCGCCUGCUCCCCGUGACACUGGCCUCCUCGCAGUGCUGCUGGGGCACGUCAGGAAGUGCUGGAGGACAUGGCACUGCGCCAGCACCAGGCGGCCGGCCGUGUGGCUCAUCCCACAGAUCAGGCUCUUCCUGUGCGUGGAGAUGGAGUCCUCCUGGAGGCAGCCCAUGGCCCGAUUCUCAGGCAGGUGGAGCAUGGAGACGACUGGGAAUUUCACUAGACAUGCAUCCAGCCAGUCCAAGGACUUGUCGAGCCAUGCACCAGCUUGGAGGAGAGAGCCCGGUGCCUCGCCAAGCACAAAGGCCUCCCUUCCCGACUUGAAAAGGCAGAGUAGUGGUUGAGGUUGUGGCUCACAGGGACCGAGCUCCUGCCCACGUGGGGACACAGGCAGCUGUCGAGUUCCAGGAAUGCACCUGCCCAAUGCACCUGGCUCGUCCACCAUCAUGGAGCUGCCAUCCCACUUGUCGUUCCCGUCAUCAUCACUGCCCUGGCUGGCCCAGUUGCCACCGAGGAGCUGCUGAGGCCACGGCUGCAGGGCACCCUACCGCCUGGAAAGCCUGCAUCGGCUGCUGGAAGGCACUCUGUGGUGGCAUCUGCUGCAGCUGCAGUAGCAGCUGGAAAGCGCUAAGAGGCAACUUCAAGAAGGCGGGCAGUGCACCUGGCAGGGCCUCAAAGCCUCUGAGUGGUACGAUGGCCAUGGCACAGUGGGUCAAGGCACAGGGGCAGCCAUGGUGCGCUGGGCCAGUCCAGGGGUGCAGACCACUUGCACCGCAGAUAUAAGGCCAGGGUUGCUGCGGCCAUGAGCCCCUGCGAGUCAGCCCUUGAUGUCCUGCUCGCUAUACGGGCUCAGUACUUCAUGUUC
Cercocebus atys (sooty mangabey) is the source of this 1204-nucleotide messenger RNA. RefSeq lists its product as uncharacterized. NCBI's taxonomy places the organism in Eukaryota, Metazoa, Chordata, Mammalia, Primates, Cercopithecidae. The record is from RefSeq and is a predicted model, not a curated record.